AUGACGUCUUUCCCUAAACUAUGGCCCAAAGUUGAAUUAAAAUUGAGUAUUGAGAAUCCCAUAUUUUUGGUUAAAAGUCCAUUGUUACAACAAUUUUACAAGAUUUUGGUGUUGAAGUUCUCCUUGAUCUCAGUUGAGUUCAAAACAACAAGAACUUUAGAAGAUGAUCAGAUGUUCUAUUCAACAAGUCAGGUUGUCAAUUUGGCCAACACAAAACUUAAGUACAUCGAUACACAUGAUGAGCUGGAUGAAACUGCUUUGUUUUGGGAUGAUAUUGAUUUGAAACAAACUGUUGACUUGGUACCUCAACUUCAAGUUUCCACCUUCUUGAUCUCACAAUCAUCUAUUCUUGAUCUGUCCAAUUUGAAAGUUUUACAUGGUAUCAACUCAUUGAUUGGUGAACUAUACCAGAUGACAAAGCCAUUGUUUGACCAAUAUAAACAUGACCUAGUCGCUUGUGGGUGUAUUGAAAAAGAACAGCAAAAGGUACAAACACUUGAUACUUCUAGUUCUGAUGGUGAAAUUUGUGAUGAAAAUACUGUGACAAAUGAUUCUUUGGCUGACUUGAUCCCUCAAUGGAUCUCUCAAAUUGUCUAUGUUUCAAAUAACACAAGCAUAAUACUGGGUUCAAGAUCAUUACUGAUACCUAAGGAUCUCGUUAAAAAUAUAGACCCUCUGAGUAAAAAUGAUUUGAUCAAUGGUGAUUUAAGAAAGAUUGCGGUCACAAUUGAGAAGUGGUCAAUUUCAUUACUUUCCCAGGCUGGUAAAAUCGAAUUAGAGAACACCACAUCUUCUAAUUCCUCUCUUGAAGAUGAUGACAAAGGAUUAUUGGAUUCGUUCUCCGAUGAAGUUAGUGUUAAAGAAGGUUGGAAGUUGAAAUUCGAAUCAACGAAGCUUUUGGGUAAAGUUGUUUCGGAGAGUUCGAAAAAGCAUGCCUUAGCUGAUAAAGUUUUUCUCAAAAUACCCAUUUGUUCAAUUCUUGUUGGUCCCAUGGUAGAAGAUGUUGAACAACUAUCUAUUGAUUUCAACUUGGAGAAAAUUGAUAUUUUUUAUUCAGUGAUGACACAUUUCAUUAUUAUCUCAAGCUUACAUUUGUUGAGAAAUACCAUUUUUGAAUUCUUACAGUACAGUGAAAAAUCAGAUGUUCCAAAAACACCAUCUUCACCUGAAAAGAAAGCAGGUAUUGAAGAAUUACUUGAUCGUGUCCACUUGAACUUUAACAUCGAUUACUUGGAUUUGAUAUUUGUUGCACCAGACAGAAUGAAGCUAAAGUGUGAAGUAAAUCGAGCCAGUGCAAUUGUUCUGCCCAAGAGUCCGAUAUUGCUGAACUCACAUUAUAUGAGAUUAUGUGCUGAAUCACCAACAACUCCUGGUUAUUGGUCUCGGAUUUUGACAGCUGUUAAUGGUUCUACACAGGUUAACAUCCAAGACAUUUUGGCUAAUAAUGAUGAAAACACCUGGUUCAACCUGGCUAAUGAGUCAUGCCAUUUGACAAUUCCACAUCAAUUUAUCAUUUAUAAGGUUUUUGAAAACAUAUCAGUGAUGGCUAAAACUUUGAGACAAUUACACCACUCAUUGAAAUACAACACUGAUGAAAUUGUUAUAAACCCUAAGGCCAAACCUGCUCAUAAAAUUCCAAGGACUAAUUUAAAAUCAAACAGACUGCUAUUUAGUAUGGAUGAUGAUCCAUUUGAGGCAGAAUUGAACAUGAUUUUCCAAAUUGGUCUUGUUGAGCAAAAGAUGCGACUUGAAAAAACUAAAAUGUUUGAUGCAAGAAUAUCUGAGGAACUUCAAAACCAAAGACAAAAAGCCCCGAAGUCAGCAACUUUCCCAACUUCAAACAUUGGUCAUGAUGUGAAUAGUGAUUUGCCAAAUAUUUCUAACAAAAGAAAGUUUCUCAAAGGUAAGCCAGCAAGAUUUUCCUCCAAUAGUUCUGCAAAAUUAGCUCCAGACUUCAACAAAAUUUUUGAUGUGAGACAGAAUGCUUUAGAAAAGCUUCACAAAAUGAGAGAAGGUUUUUCCAAAUCGUGGAUUGCUAGAAUUAGAGCAUACAAGAAAAAUCAAGAAAGAGAGUUUCAACAGAAUUUCAAAUAUUUAUGGGGAAAUUUGAAUAUGGAUCAUUUACCUCAAGACUUCAAUAAAAAGGUACUGGAUUUCGUGACUUCACCUUCGUUAUUUAUUCUUGCUUUAGAAGAUGUUGAUUUAAAUAUCGCUAAACCAUCAUUUGGCAUUGAAGGCAUUCCUGAUUUCAUAUACGAUGUUGGUAAAGGGAAGCCAAAAGAUAGUCAAUAUUCAACAUUGAUACCACUUUUUUUUGAUCUAAAAUUAGGUGAAUUACGAUGCCAUCUGAGAGACUAUCCACUGCCUUUCAUUUAUAUGCCAAGGAUGACUAAAGCUCAAGAUAAGAAUUUGUCUGCUGUCAGGAUUCAUGGUGAUGUUGUUAUAGGGGAAAAUACUAUAAAGUCACACAAAGAAGUUAGAGAAGUCUAUGUUCCAUUAGUUCCAGGGUGUCGCGAAUUUGAUGAAGAUAACCUCUACUCUAUUGAAGUUCCAAAGACACUGACAUCAAUCAAAUUUUACACUAAGCUUGAUUGGGAUUUGAACUCAGCAGAUACAACAAAGGUUACAUGGGGUACUUCAUAUCAACCAUGUAUCCAACAAAUCAUGCUAAACCUAGAUAAUUUCACCAAACCUCCAAUUGAUCCUUCAGAAAAAGUUGGGUUUUGGGAUAAGCUGAGAGCAAAUUUUCAUGCUAGAUUUUCUUUUCACUGGAAGCAGAAUGGAGGCUUUGAUGUUAUUUUUAAAGGUUCAAAGAACCCGUAUGAUAUAUGUGGUAUCGCUUCUGGUUUCUUGUUGGGGUUUAAAGACGGUGUUACAUUAUCAGUGAAUGAAAAAGAUGAUCCUAGAGAAUUUCUGGUUGCAAACUCCAAUAUUGUUAUGUUUGCAGUGCCUAAUCAUUUAGCUGAGCCAUUGCUGGUUUGGUGUAGAGAAACUGAGAAGUCAAUAUUUUUAGCUAAUCAAUCUACAAACUUUCAAGGCUCAACGUAUGGCUACUACUUCAAUGUUGAUGAGAUCCCAGAUGCUGCACAGGUUGAUAUUAUGGCGGAGCAUUAUCUGGAAAAAGUUGCAAUUAAGUUAUCAGGAGGUGUUCAAUUUAAUCUUGCAUUCUUCUUUGAAAGAAAAACUGAUGAUGGUAAUGAAAGAACAUCCGACUUUAUAUCUCAUGAUGAAGUCCUUUUGUGCAACCCUAAGUAUGUGGAAGACAGAGAUAACUAUGAUGCCUACUAUCAGUUCAGAAGUCACUAUAUUCAUAUGGGCUUAACAUUGGUUUCGAAGAGUGAAGAUGCUUACAAUACAAUACAAUUGACUCCAGCAAUGUUUGAACAUUUCUUUAAAUGGUGGCAUAUGUUUUCCAACACUUUUCCAGUUCGUCACGGCAAACUAUUUGGUCCUGAAAAGGCUACAAAGAAAUUUGCCCGACAUUUAUAUACCAUCAAGUAUCAAGCCAUUGCUGAUCCAUUGUUCAUCACACAUGUCUAUCACGACCAUGACCUAAAACGUCAAGACCAAGAUAAGCUAUCCAGUGUUGGUAUCAAGUCCCGUGCAUCAAAUUUUGUGUUGGAUUUACAUCAACGUAAAGAGUUAACUUAUGAACAUAAUCCAAAGCUGGAUGUUACUAAGAAAAUUAUGAGGAUGGGUUUCAACAUUGGUCAAGUUAGUAUGACUGAUUUAGAUAUGAGAACUAUGAAUGGUUUGUUUGAAUUGGAUAAGGAUUUGAACAUGGCUAGAAAAAGAGCAACUGGUGAGAAAACCAGUCAUAAUCACCACGUUGAAGUUUUUGAUGGAGAUAAGUCAUGGUUUGAUAUUCGUGAUUUCACAGAGAUCGGUACGUCAACUCUAGAUGGUUACAAAAGCUCCGUUCAGAUUCACCCAUUGAUGUUCACUCCAAGCUUUAUGUAUUUCAAAAGAAAUGAUCAUGGUGAUAAAUUUCAAAUCAAUAUUGAUACUGGUGAACGUAUCAGACCGUUUGGCAAAGAAAAAUUCCAUAAUUGUUUAUUCUCUGGUCAUGAUUCCAACAAGGUCCAACAAGAUUCAUUCACCACUAGAAUUGAUGAGUUGACUUCGAAGAGGAAAGAAAAACUGGCCCAAGUUGAACAAAUGGAAACUACAUUUCCACAAACUCCAACAGCACAUCGUGAUAUAAGUCAAUUACAGCUUGAAAUUAGAAAGUUGAAUCACGCUAUUCAAUUUGUUCGUGACUUAGCUAUGGCCAAUGAAGCACGUUCGCCAACCGAGGUUAUUGAAAAUUCCUCUUUUGACUUCAACAUUAAUGAUGAUUUUGAACAAAGUCCUUUUAGAAACAAAUUUAUAAUUCAUAAUAUGCUGCUGAAAUGGAAUGAUAAGAAUAGAGAUGUUGUUUACAAGUAUGUUUAUUUGUUUGAAAUGACUAGUCAAUUUUCAAAGUUCAUGCAACAUAAAUCAUUGGGACAAAUUGAAGAUAUCAUUGAAGCUCAAGCUCGUCGUGCCGAACACUCAAGAUUCUCAAGACAAGCAACACAUGUUACACAAGCAACAUAUGAAUCUAAAGGGUUGGCUGAAACUGAAACACAUCCAUAUGAUAAAAGCGUUAAUGAGACACGCGCUUCAGAAAAAUUGAAAAAUUUUGAAGAUGAAUUAUAUGAAAUUCCAAUUGACUUUUCAUACAUCACUCAAGAAAAUUAUUUGUUGAAAUUGAUUUCUCCUCAAAUUCAAUUACAGAGUGAAAAUAGCAAAGAUUCAGCGGUUAUGAUUGUUGCACCAAAUAUUGAAUUGAAAGUUUUGGCGUUUGAUGUAAAUGAUACUGACAAUGAGUACAAUGAAAACAUUGUUGAACAAAGAUUUGGUGCUGUUUUAACAGAUGCCAGUGCAUUUGUCUUUUAUGAUGACGACAUACAGUCAAGACAUAAUGUCAUCUUUAGUAACUCAAAUUAUGGAUCAACUACAUCUUGGCCACCGUGGGUUGGAAUUGAAUUAUGCUAUGAUGGCGCUUUCUUAAAAAAUCACAUGUUGAUGGAGAAGACAUCAGUUGUUCUUCGUUAUGAUAAACCUGAUGAAUCAUAUUUUGUCAAUGACAAAGAGAAUAGUAUAAAUAAGAUGAGUUGUGAUCUUUCACAAGCAGUGUUCAAAUGUGAUGCUAGACAAUAUUAUUCAUUAUACACCAUGAUUAUGAGCUUGUUGAUCUAUAAUGAGCCAAGAAAUGUUAAAUUGAAAGAAAAAGAGUCAAAAAUGUUGCUGAGAUUAGAUGUUAACGAUAUUUCUAGCUUGAAAGAUCGUAUUUUGAAAUUGCAAGAAUCUAUAAGACAAAUGAAGAAGAUUGAAAACAAUUUAACUGGAAGAAGAAGUAUUUUGGAUGAUGUUGAAAGAAAUGAUUUAUUGGUUGUAUCCACCAAAAAGGAAGAAGCUAUGGAGGAAGUUUAUUUGUUGAUGCAUGUUGCAUUAUUAGGCGGUCGUCAAGCUAAAGCUUCAGAUGAUUAUUUAGAAUGGGACAUUCGUGCAGAUGAUAUCAAACUACACAUGUUAGAUGAUGAAAGAUUACCAUUCUUGGAUGUCCUCUUGACCAAUUCACAUUUCAAAAGAGUUGAAGGAUCUGAUCGUUCCAAUCGUAAUAUUGUUGUUAUUGAAACUGUUGAGGUUCUCAAUUUAGAAAAAGAUACACAAUUACCGGUCUUAUUUGCACCUUAUGAAAAUCAUAAGAGACGUAAAGAUUCAAACAAAAAAUCAAAAGGUCACUAUAAUGUGAAACAGCAGCCACCUCCAAUGAUUCAUGUAAUCUGGAAAAUGGAUAACCCAGUUGGUGGAAUAAGGGUCAUUAGAAAAUUUGAAGUUGGAUUAGAACCAUUACAACUGAAUGUUGAUCAAUUUACUGGUGAAAAAAUUAUGAAAUAUGCCUUCCCCGAUUCAAUAAAAAGUUCCAUCAAUGGAAACCAGCCAUCUGCAAAAAAGAGUAUCUUCAGUUUUAAAUCCAAAGAUGGAAGUGUAAAUGGGAAUGGAAGUGCUUCGCACAUAAUUCAUGGACUUGAUGAAGAGGAUGAUGAUCAAGAUGAUGACGAGGAAAUUGAGGAAAUGAUUAGAAGAGCAUCAAAUUACCUCAGUAUUGUUUCAUUUAAAUUCAAGAGUUGUGUCAUUAGUGUUACGUUUAGAGGUCAUGGCUCAAAGAGAUUGGUCAAUGUUACUGAUUUUGCACUUACAUUACCUGAAAUGACAUUUACAAAUCAAACUUGGACGUUAUUAGAUUUGACUAUGGAGAUUAAAAAAUUUGCAAUCAAGGCUUUACUAAGUCACACUGGAUCAAUUCUUGGGAAUAAAAUGGUAAAUCAUGGUCGUAAAAGAUUUGACAGACCAAAUAGGGACAAUAUCAGACGCUCCACGUCAAGAAUAAGUUCAUUUAGAUCAUCUAAUUGAAGACAAUUGUUAAAAAAAAACAAAAAAGAACAUU
Hansenula anomala is the source of this 6475-nucleotide messenger RNA. It is a transcript of the gene FMP27, whose product is annotated as Fmp27p. The record is from RefSeq and is a predicted model, not a curated record. The coding region runs from base 1 to 6441 and encodes 2146 amino acids. NCBI's taxonomy places the organism in Eukaryota, Fungi, Ascomycota, Saccharomycetes, Phaffomycetales, Wickerhamomycetaceae. The transcript has 3 exons.